AUGCAGGAUGCCAUCACCGCAGAAAGCGCCCUGGACCUCAUCACGUUGUUCGAACCAUUUGCACCUGCUGGUGGCCAGGGCACAGACGACGCUCGGCGGCUUGGCAGCCAUGUCUCCAUCUCUCGCCUCGCCGGUUACGAUGACGUUAACUUCCGCGUAACAGAUGCACGCUCGCGACGCGCGUAUGUCCUGAAGAUCCACAACGCUGCCGACUCGGCCGCUAGUGGCGCCGUAUUUCAUGCCCACAACGCCGUCAUGCAGCACAUCGCGGCCGCCGGCCUCGUGCGCUCCAACACCCCCAUGCCCCUUGCGGACGGCAGCGGGUUCAUCGCGACCGUCCAGCUGGGCGGCGGCGGCCCGCGCGCCGUGCGGCUGCUUACCUUCCUGGAGGGUGACAUCAUUGGGCCCCGGCGGCUGGGCCCGGAGCUGCAACGGGCUUUAGGCGCCUUCAUCGCCAACCUGGUCACUGCGCUGCAAGGCUUUGACGACCCUGCGCUUCACGACCAAACCCACGACUGGUUCAUGGAGUGCGCGGCAUCCACCAUCACCAGGAAGCUGCCGUUGGUGCAGGGGCUUGACCAGGAGCAGCGGCGGCUGAUCGAGAGCGCCGCGGCGCGCCUGCAGGGGGCAGUUUGCAUCUCCGGGGACGACCUGCCGCGGCAGGUCUGCCAUGCGGACGCAAACGAAAACAACCUGCUGAUAAGCGCAGACGCCUCCCAGGUGACGGGGAUCUUGGACUGGGGUGACGCGGCCCACUGCUGGCGGGUGGUGGAGCUGGCGGUUGCGGCGGCCUAUGCAGCCCUGUUGGAGGCGUCACAGGGGCCAGGAAAAGGGGAAGAGGAGGGCGCUGUCGCGCCCGGCAGCAGCGGCAAGGGGGCCGGUCACGAGAUCGGCGCCGGCGAGGGCGGCGGCGGCGAGGGGGCCAGGCACGAGGGCGCCGUCGAAGGGGGCGGCGGCGGCGCCUUCGACGCGCCGUUGCGAGUGGCGGCGAAUGUUGUGGCUGGCUACCUCGGCGCGGGGGGCCCCUUGACGCCGGCCGAGCAGCGGAUGCUGGGCCCACUGAUGGGCGCCCGAGUGGCCAUCAGCCUCGUCAACGGCGCCAUUGCAGCGCGCGCCAAUCCCAGCAACAGCGAGUACCUGCUGGCGACGCAGAAGCCGGGGUGGCGGCUGCUGCGGCUGCUGCAGGGCCUGCGGGAGAGCGAGGUGGCGGCCGCGCUGCUGCCGCCAGCGGUGACUGCGGCCCAGCCGUGA
This is a messenger RNA of Monoraphidium neglectum, 1251 nucleotides long. RefSeq lists its product as hypothetical. Lineage: Eukaryota; Viridiplantae; Chlorophyta; Chlorophyceae; Sphaeropleales; Selenastraceae. The record is from RefSeq and is a predicted model, not a curated record. Bases 1 to 1251 code for a protein of 416 amino acids. The transcript has 8 exons. Gene Ontology annotation, molecular function: amino acid kinase activity.